Molecule: messenger RNA, 1269 nt
Organism: Nerophis lumbriciformis (worm pipefish)
Lineage: Eukaryota; Metazoa; Chordata; Actinopteri; Syngnathiformes; Syngnathidae
Source: RefSeq, a predicted model, not a curated record
AUGUUUGCCCCUCUUUCGUCUAGCAUGUUGUCUCAUGUUCACCUGCAUCUUCUGCCGAGUGCCAGCUGCCUUUUCGAUGAGCCUGUCCACGUGAAAGUGACCGGUCUAAGGUCCAGGCAGGUGGUUACCCUGAGGGCCCGGGCCACCAACGAGCGAGGGGUGGUCUUCCGCUCGGCAGCCAUCUACCGGGCGGAUGGCAAUGGGGAGGUAGACCUCUGCCGGGAUGCUUCCCUGUGUGGCAGCUAUGAAGGGGUGGAGCCCAUGGGUCUGCUGUGGUCGAUGCGGGCAGCUGCGCCCCACAAGUACUUCCACUGGAGUGAGGCAAUCAGUCCCCACGUGGUCAGGUUCUCGGUGCACGACAGUGUUGAUGUGGAGGACGAGGAGCGGGGUGUAGCCCUGGCUGAGGCCACCAACGUGAGGCAUCUGAUGGGAGAGGGCGUCACACGGGUGGUUGUCCACCUCGGGAAGUACACUGCAGUGUUGUUCACACCACCAGGUGAAGGUCAGUUCCCGGGUCUGUUGGAUUUGUCCACCUUCGCGUCGGAGAAGCGAGCUAGCCUGUUAGCCAACAAAGGCUUCAUGGUUCUGUGCAUGCCUGUGUUCUACGAGAAAGCUGCCAACAUCAAGUAUGUGGAGCUGGACUACUUUGAGGAAGCGCUGUGCUUGUUAAAGCAGCACCCUAAGGUGGACAGUGACAGGCUGGGUGUGAUCGGGCGUUGCAAAGCAGGGGACAUCGGCCUAUCUCUGGUGUCCUUUGUUCCAGGCGUGCGCGCAAUGGUCUGGAUCAAUGCCUGCAGCGCCAACUCUGCUGUCCCUCUUCAUUACAAGGGCCGACAGAUCCUUUCCUCCUUGUCUAUGGACCAGAGGAAGGUCAUACCCACCUCUGACGGUGCCAACAUUGGCAAAUUUGUUGUCGGUAACCCCGAAGACGAAGAGAACCAGAGCAGCCGGAUUCCUGUGGAGAAAACCAGCGCUCACCUUCUAUUGCUGGCUUCGGAGGACGACCUUAACUUCGACUGCAAGGCAUACAUGGAGAGCAUCGUAGCCAGACUCAGGAAGGCUGGGAAGGACAACGUGGAGAGCGUGUGCUACCCGCGAGCUGGGCACCUCCUGGAGCCGCCCUACGGGCCAUACUGCCACUCAUGUGUGAACGGGUUUAUUAGCAUAAUAAACUUGUGGGGUGGGGAACCCCGAGCCCAUGCCCACGCCGAGGUGCUCGCAUGGAGAAAGGUGGAGGAGUUCUUGAGAAGCCGACUGAUGCUGAUGUAA